Molecule: messenger RNA, 1320 nt
Organism: Parastagonospora nodorum SN15
Lineage: Eukaryota; Fungi; Ascomycota; Dothideomycetes; Pleosporales; Phaeosphaeriaceae
Exons: 2
Coding region: 1-1320 (439 amino acids)
Source: RefSeq, a predicted model, not a curated record
AUGAAUACCAUAUUAUCACUUCCCGAGGGUUAUCGAAAGGUUGAAGUUCUUAUAAUCCGCUGGGACGAAACUCUUCAUGACUCCUCCGAACAACAUCAUGAAGAGAUACUCAGGUUGCAAAAUGCAUUCGCAAAAGACUUGUUGUGGAAAGGCUCAUACCAGCAACAUAGCUCGGGAUGGAUACCGGAUCCUAAACACGCUUUUGGAUACCACUGGACAUCCCAAGUAGAAAGAAAAUCGACCAAGGUGUUCGAAAUUCCCGCCAUAAUUGCUUCCGAACAUCGAACAAACGCCCUGGGAGACUUUUGCGCGAGGAAGAACUUUAUGAAGACUGCACUCGCAAAACGUCUGGGUCUACACAUCGAUAAAGAGAGCAUUUGUACUGUAACUGUGGGCAGUGGUAAACAAAUCAAAACAAGUGGGUCAGCAGAGACAACUUUUCGGUUUAGGGACGAAUCCAGGGUCUACAAACUGAAGUUCGAUCUAUUACCGGAUUGCGUUCACGAUGUCAUACUCGGGAAGUCGUUCUUGAAGGCAACACAGACCUUUUCUUUAGUUGCCAACUACGCCAGGCGUGUUGUCAAACGCGCCGUCAUGGGCCUGAAAAGCCUCAAUUGCUUGUACUUGGGAGACUCUGCACCAGCUUUCAAGGGUCUCUUGAACGGUGAAGAGCAACAGGCGUUAGCCGAUUCCGGAUCAAAGAUCUUGAUCAUGGACGAGGGAUAUGCGAAAUCCCUUGGUUUACCUAUUAACAGAAGGCCAGAGACCCAAAUCAAACUUCGAUUUGCGGAUAACUCAGUAGCCUAUACUUCUGGUAUCACACAUGGCGUACGCUGGCGAUUCGGGCAUGAAUUGAACGAAGAAUAUUCAUUGGAUUUUCACGUGCUCCAGAAUGCGCCUGCGGCAGUCAUUCUGAGCGACGAAUUUCUAUUCGGAACGAACGCAUUCUCUGAAUACGACUGCUACCUUAUGGACGAUGACGACAUGGGAGAGGACGAGUAUCUUUUCGCUAUUGACGUUGAUCUUCGCCAUGAGCGUAAUGAAACUUAUCAGGAUCUUGAACGGCACACUGAAAUCGUGCGCAGAGGUGAGGAAAAGGACCGAAUCGAUAACCUUCCCGUCGCUCAGCAAGCCGAAGCUCUUUCGAUUGAGAUGGAUCGCAGAACCAAAUGGGACGAUCAACAGAAGCAGAAUAUAUCUCUCCCACCAAAACCGAUAUCCUCAAAUGCCAACAGUGGGCAAUCGGGCAAUAGCGCAAGUUCACAUCACAAGAGGAAGUCACGAUGGCUCGUUAAGCUUAAGCUGAAGAGGAAGCCUUGA